This is a messenger RNA of Rotaria sordida, 276 nucleotides long. The record is from the annotation of a GenBank genome assembly. Lineage: Eukaryota; Metazoa; Rotifera; Eurotatoria; Philodinida; Philodinidae.
AUGAUUGAAGAAACUAUGCCAGAUUAUGAUAUAUCAUCACAUUUUAUUUAUAGUAUAGCUAAGUUUCUUGUUAUGUUAUCACAUGAUACACUUCAUUCAAAACAACAAGCGGACAUGAACUUGAAAUACAUGGUAGGAACUUUAGCAGCAUUAGAACCAGUUGUAUAUGAUUUAUUUCUUGUUGAAACCUUACUUGAACUUGUUCGAUAUAAUAAAUAUCCUAUGGAUAUAACAACAAAAAUUGAUGCACAAAUGCUUAAAAAUGAUUUUGUAUAG